UGCCCACCAGACAGUAGUCGUCGUCCACCACAUAACCCACAGUCCCACACCACACACUGACACAUAUAGCUAGAGAGCUAGCUCAGCUAUUAGCCGCGCACUACCACACGCCACACUCAUUACUCGCCACUACUCUUCCAUCGCAUGCCCGGCCGCCCCUCUCUCUCUCUCUCUCUCUCUCUCUCUCCCACAGCUAUCUACCAUACCUCUCUAGCUUAGCUACAUACCUAACUAAACUGCCAAGAAUUUAGCCGAAUCAAGAUCUCGAUCGAUCCCAUAUAUUAACAGAUCGGACCCCGCCCAUGCAUGUAUCUGUCGUAGAUAGAUAGAUAUAGACAGAUAUGGCAGAUCACCAGGAGAUGAUCCAUCCACCGGCGGCUGCCACUACAGGCAGCACGGGUCACGGGCACGGCGGCGAUUGGUGGACCACGGCGGUGUCGUGCUCGCCGGAUCAGCUAUCUGCUGGGUUUGGCGCCGCCGGCUGGUCGUCUGCUGAAGGCAACAACAAGUCGAGGUCCGGCAACGCGGCGGCCUCCUCGGAGUCUCCCGGGUCCAACCACUCGCUCGCCACCGGCGGCAGCUCCAUAACCUUCCAAGACAACGCAGGCGCCGUCGCCGAUCACGGCGUGGUCGCCGUGCCGUCGCACCCCGCGGUGUCUGGUGGUCUCACCGCCAGCUGCUGGAACCAGCCUUCUUACUACUUGGAUGGAUCUGUAGCUGGUAAUUUCCAUGGCUACAUGAGCCCAAGAAGCGACCAGGCUCAUCACGUAGGUCUGAGGAGCCCAUCAUCGAAUCACAACAACAGCUUGAUGCUACAGGACGCCCAUGAUCCCAACCAACAGUUCCUGUCCAACCUUGGGCUGGAGCUGCUCUCGUCGCCGACUUCUUCUUCCGGCGGGUUCCGGACCUCCUCACUGCUCAGAAGCCUCACGGAGCCAUCGGCGGCAGCAGCCAAGACUUCCUCGCCGGGCUUCAUGCAGCAGUACCACCAGCAGCAGACGAUGAACCAAGUGCCAGCUGGAAGCAUCAGGGAGGCUCUGCAGUUCAGCAAUAGUACGCCGUUUUGGAACCCUUCUGCCGGCAGCUUUGCUUCGGCGGCGGAGGGGGCCACAAGCUUAUUACCACCGUCAGGGAAAUCUAGGCCGGCAAAUUUUGGAGUCAAGAGUGCAUUAGACGAAGGUGCCGGAGACUCUAGCAAUAUCAUUGCAAAGAGGACGAACACCGCUCCAACGCCGCCACCACUCAAGAAAUCGAGAACAGGGACACCAUCACCAUUGCCUACCUUCAAGGUGAGGAAAGAGAAGCUUGGUGACAGAAUCACAGCACUUCAGCAACUAGUCUCCCCUUUUGGAAAGACGGAUACGGCAUCGGUGCUCCACGAGACCAUCGAGUACAUCAAAUUCCUGCAUGAGCAAGUUGGUUCUCUCAGUGCUCCUUACCUAAAGAACAGGCAGCAAGUGCCCCAUCACAAGGUCUUGAGGGAUGGAGGUGAGGCGGCGGCGGCAAACGGAGAACUCACCGGCCGAGGGCUGUGCCUAGUCCCGAUAUCGAGCACCUUCGCGGUGGCCAGCGAGACGCCUCUCGAUUUCUGGACACCGUUUGGAGGCCCUGCAGCCUUCCGGUAGUAGAUGUGUAUCUCAUCCGGGAGCUAGCUAGCAGCUCUUACUAAUUAGAAUAAUUUGAAAGUUCUAGCUAAUUAUAAUAUCAAGUGCUAACUCACAUCACAUGCAGUAGUUACUAGUGAGCACAUAUAUAUAUAUAGCAAUCUAUGACUGAAGUAUGGAGUAUAUAUAUAUAUAUAUAGUUGAAUCUUAGGAAUGAUUUCUUGAAGACUUGAAUUCAUUCUUCAGGUUCAUACAAUAAUGAGGUGCCAGAUGAAUAUAGUUUAUAUGGCAAGCAAACUGUAACUCAUCAUAAUUUUCCUUUGUGACAAUCAGGUGGCACACACAUUGUAAUUAUACUUUGUUAUCACAAUAUAUUUAACACUUCUGUUUGAGAAUUA
Messenger RNA from Sorghum bicolor (sorghum), 2002 nucleotides. RefSeq names its product transcription factor bHLH112. Lineage: Eukaryota; Viridiplantae; Streptophyta; Magnoliopsida; Poales; Poaceae. Bases 342 to 1625 code for a protein of 427 amino acids. Gene Ontology annotation, cellular component: nucleus. Gene Ontology annotation, biological process: regulation of transcription by RNA polymerase II. Gene Ontology annotation, molecular function: protein dimerization activity; DNA-binding transcription factor activity, RNA polymerase II-specific; RNA polymerase II cis-regulatory region sequence-specific DNA binding. The record is from RefSeq and is a predicted model, not a curated record. The transcript is spliced from 7 exons.